UCUCACUCUAGAGCCAAACAACAACAGCUCAACAACAACAAAAGCAACAAUAGCUUCCUCUACCAGAUCUUAUCAUCACAACCAAUUUUCCAAUAUGCCAAAGAUCUCAAGAACCAAGGAAAUGAUUGAACUCCCAGCCGACUUUGUGCCAGGUCCUUCUCAUGUUAUCUGCGCCAAAGGCAAGCAGGCCAAAGAACACAAGGCCAACAGAUUGCUUCGAUACCUCGUACAGCAAAACGUGCAAGAGUAUUCAGAGACCGCAUCCAAGCUUGAGCGAUCAUUCAUUGUCUCCAAGAUUCUCAAGACUAUCCGCCAAGAUGGAGGCUUUGUUCGACAGGUCAGCGGAAAGUGGUAUGACGUUUCUGACCGCAACGCUCGCGAGAAGAUUGGCCAAAUCUUUCGAGACCAAUUGUCCUGGCAAUUCAAGUCUUCCACCAAGGCCAAGGCUAGUGUGCGCCGUCAACGAGCCGUUACUUCUUCAAUUUCUUCCUCUUCCAGUAGCGGUAGCAGUGUCUCCUCCUCCUCGGAUGACUUCUGCCAACAAUCUCUCAACACACCAGUUGCCACUACCAGCAUUCCUUCCUUCUUCCCACCCACCGAAGUCAGCUUUCCUCCAGUGACUCCUGAAUCUCCCAUCAAGCAAAAAGUGACCAUGGAAGUCGAUGACUUUGAACCUCUUCCUUUCUCCGCACCAAAAAUGGAGAUGAAUGACCUUGAGCCUCUUCCCUUGGAACAAGCCAUUGUCAUGGACUUUAACAUGUCCGGUCUCACUACUGCUUCCGACGAUUUCUUCUUUGUCAACAACAACAACGACACUGAUGAUUUCUGCUUCGAUCAAGCCUUUGACGAAUUCCAGCUUCAAUUCUAAACAACCGCACCAGUCGGAAUGGUGACACCACCAACCAACCAACAGCGGCAACCAAACUCGUGACAGUUCCUAUCUUAUCUUUCCAUAUCCAACCCUAUCCUAUCUAUCUGUUCUAUCUGUGAUAUCUGUGAUAUCUGUCCUAUCUGUCCUAUCUGUUCUAUCUGUCCUAUCUGUCCUAUCUGUCCUAUCUGUUCU
Molecule: messenger RNA, 1063 nt
Organism: Seminavis robusta
Lineage: Eukaryota; Bacillariophyta; Bacillariophyceae; Naviculales; Naviculaceae
Source: the annotation of a GenBank genome assembly